Selaginella moellendorffii is the source of this 1560-nucleotide messenger RNA. RefSeq lists its product as uncharacterized. Lineage: Eukaryota; Viridiplantae; Streptophyta; Lycopodiopsida; Selaginellales; Selaginellaceae. The transcript is spliced from 2 exons. The record is from RefSeq and is a predicted model, not a curated record. The coding region runs from base 1 to 1560 and encodes 519 amino acids.
AUGGAUGGCAAUGUCCAAGGAUUUCCACCGGUGGUAUCAUCCCAGUCAAGUGGAAGUGGCUGCAGUUCCCUGUUUUUUAGCAAACAGAGUCAAGUCCAUAUUGUUGAUUCGAUGGAUCCUGAGCGGAAGAACCGAGUUGAUGUGGCUAUCGAAAGAUUUUUCUGGAAUGAACACAUUCCAUUUGUCAAGGCUUGGUCACCUUACUUCCUCAACAUGAUACAGGAAGUUGCCAGGCAUGGUGUGCCUUAUGCACCACCAAAAUAUGAUGAUCUCCGGGAUAAGCUUUUGGUGAAAGAGAAACGAUUCAUUGACAUUGAGAUGGCGUCCUUGAGGAAGCAGUGGGAGCAGAGGGGUGCAACCAUAUGCGCAGAUGGGUGGGCAGAUAGGAGGAAUCGGCAUAUCAUGGGGCUUGUGGCAUAUAGUCAAGGACGAGGAGCUUUUUUGAAGGCUAUCGACAUUUCCUUAACAGGAAAAACAGCUGAAAAUACUCUGCGCUGCUGGGAAGAAGGCAUUAACAUUGUAGGUGCAGAGAACGUUGUCAUGGUUGUAACCGAUGGGGAAAAUGCAAACAGAGCAGCAGCAGCACUUUUGCAACAGAGGUACCCAAAAAUUCAAUGGGCAGCAUGUUUUGCCCAUUGCUUGAACAAUGCCUUGAAAGACUUCGGUGUACUUCCAUGGAUGGCAACACUUCUGGAGCGUGGAAAGUCUUUGGUGAUCUUCGUUAGAAACCACUCUCAUAUAGUGGCACUGUUGGCGGUGUUUACUCACAAGCGAUUACUGCGUUAUUGUGAUACCAGGUUCGGCUACAACUUCAUUAUGAUGGAGAGGCUGGUGGAGCUCCGAGAAGCUUUACAACAGAUGUUCGUAUGCCCUGCGUACAGAGCAAGGCCUGAGUCGAAGUCGAGAGCAGGAAGGGACAGUUAUGCAACGGUUUUUGAUGACAGUUUCUGGCAACAGGUUAAGGACAUGCUAGAGGUGUCCAAGGAUGUUAUGCUGCUUCUUCGUGUUGUGGACUGUGAUAUACCUGCGAUUGGAAAGAUAUAUGAGUGCAUGAACAGGUUGGAUGCAAGUUUAGAGGAAGGACAGUCGGAUUAUGGCAGGUACAGGGAACUUCAUCAGAUCAUGUCUAAUAGGUGGCAUGAGUAUCACUCGCUCAUGCACUCGGUGGCGUACAUGUUGGACCCCGAGUUUCAGGAGUAUGAAAAGCAUGCUAACAGAGAGGUCAUGAAGGACUGGAAUGCUUAUCUGCUGGCCAUGUUUACAUCCAGUGAGAGGGAUGUGAUACGUGAUGAGCUUUUAACUUACCGGAGGAUAGGAGGCAUUUUCAACUCAUAUGAUGCUAAGGCUGAUCGCACUAAGAGGGGAGCUGUACGUUGGUUGUUAACCUACAAAAAUGAUCGUGAUUACGACAAGUUUGUAAGCUACAAAGUCCUGGAGACAGUUCCUCAUCCUGAAGACGAGCUUGAGUCAGGACAGGAAGAGGAAGAUGGAGAUGAUGUCAAAGAUCGUGAGGUCGAAGAUCAUGAGGUUGAAGAUGACGAUGAGAUGCAGGAUAUUUGA